Molecule: messenger RNA, 12380 nt
Organism: Aethalodelphis obliquidens (Pacific white-sided dolphin)
Lineage: Eukaryota; Metazoa; Chordata; Mammalia; Artiodactyla; Delphinidae
Gene: VPS37B
Product: VPS37B subunit of ESCRT-I
Exons: 4
Coding region: 9876-10607 (243 amino acids)
Biological process (GO): ubiquitin-dependent protein catabolic process via the multivesicular body sorting pathway; protein targeting to vacuole; protein targeting to membrane
Cellular component (GO): ESCRT I complex
Source: RefSeq, a predicted model, not a curated record
UUCUUAACCACUGCGCCACCAGGGAAGUCCCUCAUUCUGAUUUUGUUACAGUAAUUACAUGAUUUCAUUAAGUACUAUGGCAACCGAGGAACCGUGCGUGAAAAGAGAGAGUGAAAACUGUAAGCUGAGUGCUUUGGAAAGAGUUACUAUAAGGUGAUUCACUAGGGAAAAAAAGCUUGCUAGUAUUCCAGAAGGAUUCUGCUCUCAUCUUGCUUGUCCAGUGUCUUCAGGUUCCCCACAUGAGAGGGUGUGGUCUAGGCAAAGAACUUCUGGAAAUCAAGCUAGUGGACCCUUUCUCUAAGAAAGGACCUUUGCUUUAAAUGAAAAAAAUGGAUAGGUCUUUAAAAUUCUAUGUGUUUAGUGAGUUACUGCUUUAACCAAACUGCUCAGUUAACCAGCAGCUGACUGGUUCUGAUUAUAUGAAGUGAGGGCUUCUCUGUGUCCUGGCUUACCUGCUGUGAGAUUCUGAUUCUGUAGGACUAGGCUGGGGCCAGGUGUGACAAGCCCCUUGCUUUUAGGAGAUGAGGGACAGAGGCAGGUGACAUCGUGUUCAGUUUGGGCCCCAUCCUGCCUUCUGCUCCUCAUCCCUUCUUCCACGCAGAGUCCCCAGGAGUUACAAGGCCAGUGAUACUAGGAAGGUAACAUUUAUUAUCCACACCACUAUCCACACAAGUCCAGGAAGUGGGACAGAUCUUGUUUUUUCUACCCCCCCCCCCGCCCCCGCACUGAAUAUUAGGAAAUACGUCUUCUAGGAAAAAAAAUAAAAAUACAACGGAGCACCCUGGUAUGUUGUGCCUGCCAGAAGUAGAAAACAAUCAAAUCCUGUGUAGCUGAGACCACUUCUUCCCUGGGGCGAGUCCGUUUAUUUUCAAGCCUAGCUUUUUGCAUUUCCUGUGGUCAGUUGCACUUACGGUGAAUAACGUACUAAUUUUUAAGAUGGAGUCAGCUCCAUAUGGAAGGGAUUGGUCGAGUGUCUGCUACUUUCUGAGGACAGCAAGUUUCUCUCAACAAGAAGGAUUUUGAUAUCUGCGAUCAGAAGUAGCAGUCUUUAUUAAUCUAAUAUGUUCUGUUGAGUGGUUGUUUCAGUGGAACGUUUGAUAAGCAGCUGGCAAAUUUACUUUCCCGAGUAGGCUGUAGCCUUGGAGAUGGUUUCGCACAGCCCACGAGAUUGUCGUAUUUUAGAACAGUUUCAUAAUGUUCUACAGUUCUUUCACUGGAUUUUUUGUAUUUUCCUAUCCUUAAUUUUUUUAACAUGUUAAACAGUCCAACUCAGCAACUGUUAAGUUUUCUCAUAGAAACUCAGGGAACAUUUGGAUUGAAUCAAGCCACACUGGGUUGUGUUUACAGGUCACCUCUGGGAUAUUAUAGGCUUAGAUUACAGACUCCACCUGAAAGCCCGCCUUCAAAUGGAAGACUCUGGUGAAAUAAGUGCAUCACUGGGAAGGUCUUUUCACUGAAUGGAAGAUGAAUUUGGGUUUUCUGAUAACCUAACCUUUAGUAUUAAAGCCCAAACUCAAAUUGCAUGUGACUUUGGUGAAAUCUACUGUAAAAUUAAUUGGUGAGCUAGAUCAGGUGUAGCACAACAAAAGGAAACGAGGUUAACCUGGCUGAAUGCGUGCCAACCUUUUUAUCACCUAAUCCAUAAGCCUGCUAUGUUUAAAGUCUGAAUGCAACCUGAACUUCUCUAGUGGAAAGUAAAAGGCUAAGAUUUCUUUCAUUCUGUAUCUUUGUAUUAUAUAUAACUUUCUAUUUAAUUUUAUUUGGAGAGGAAAGUAUCAAAAUCAAAAUGAAUCUCCCACCAAAAGGAACCAGUGUUUCUCUGAGAAGGACCCACCUGAGUUAGGGGCAGCAAAUGUACAGAUUGGUCUGGGACAUCUUGUUUUACCAGAGAGCAGGGCAGCUGUCAAACCUCUGGGGUAUGUCAGCCUGAGAGCCAGCUCAAAGUGUCUCCCACUGGCCACGGACAGUUUGAGCAUUAGGAAGAUUAAUGACUACAGCUGAUUAAAAAUCUGUUACUUAAUAAUGACACCUCCAGAAAAAGCUUAUUGGUCGUUUUUGGAGGUUGCUUGAGCACUAACUCAAUCUUCUAAAAGUUGGCUUUAAAAGUGGAGGGGUGGCGAAAUCAAACAUUCAUCCUGCUUUCCCUGUGUAAAUUAUUUCCGAUACUCAAACAGACGAGGCAGAAUGCUCAGAGGAAUUCAAGCCAAUACAUACAAAAGAUGAAAUUAAAGAACUUUUAGUAAGUGUAGUUACAGCAUUGUAGUUGAAGUUAUGAAGUUCUUGCCCAUUAAAGAUACAUAUUAAAGUUUUUACGGGUGAAAUGAUAUUAUGCCGAGAUUUGCUUUAAAAUACUUCCCCCCCAAAAGUGGGGCGUACAGAAGAAACAAGACUGGCAAAUGUCGCUAAUGGCUGAACCUGGGAGAAGGGCGCACGGGGAUUCAUUAUACUUACCUCUGCUUUUGCUUUGUGUUUGAAAUAUCCUAAUAAAAGGGUAAAUGAGAGGCAUAAAUAGAAAUGAAAUUUAGGUGAUUACUGGAACUUGAAAAUAGAGAAGUGGUGGUAGACUGGGUUUUGUGUAGUGUAGGGUAGGUUCUGUGGCAUAAUUCGUGGUGUAAUCCUGUAGAAAACAUGCCUGGAGACAGAAUGCCCUAACUCUUAAUGUCAUACCUCUGGAGUUACUUCCUGGCACUUGUGACUUUGGUAAUCUCUUAAACCUCCCUAAGAUUGCAUUUCCUUUUUCCUGAGUAAAAUGGGGACAAAUCUGUCUCACCCUCGCUGAGAGGAUUAAGGAGAUAUAACGCGUGAAGGGACGGUGGCACAGUGCCAAGCACACGGUGAGAACUCAAGAAAUGUUCACAGAUAUUGUUGAACUGUGUCAGGUGCUGGCGAGAGUGAAGCUGUCACGUCACCACAAGUUGUCUUACUUAAAUCUUUUAAGUUCGCAUCUGUUUGAUUUUUUUUUUCCCCUGAACCUUUCUUUUUAAACUUUUCAUUUUAUAUUGGGUAUAGCUGAUUAACAAUGUUGAUAAUUUCAGGUGUACAGCAGAGGGAGUCAGCCGUACGUAUACAUGUGUCCUCCUCCCCUGAGCCUUUUCUUGGAAUAGCAAAUGCAGUCAGGGCUACAGGCUGCAGUACAGGGUGAAUGGCGCCCUCUGGAGUUAGGCCCUGUGAGCUGAACACCGCCCGUCUCUGUGGCGGUCUUGACGCGGAGACAUAUGCUCAGGAGGACAGACUGUGUUCUGGUUGUUGUUCCCCCAGAGCCUGGCACGUAAUGGUGCUUCUUAAGUAUUUCUUGAAUGAAUGAAUGAAACGCGCAAGCCGCUGUGUUGGAGCACGUUGCGGUGGCUGUUAUGAGCCAUACAUAGUCUAGGUGCUGGAGUUCAUGAGUGACUUAAAAAAAAAAAAAAGAUGUGUAAAGUAUUGUGGCUUCCAGGCCAUCACAAUCAUAAACAUUACUCCCACAUUCUACCCGCCUCUAAUGAGUCUCCACAUGUGUGUUGCAUGUCUGAUGUCUACGCGGUAAUGGGUAGUUUCGCUUUGGAGCAAUCACUGUCAUAAUCUUAAUUUUUUCCCUUUAUGCUUUUUUUCCAAACUGUGAUCACUCCUGUGGUAAAGUAGGGGUGCAGAUAGUUUCACCUGGUUGGUUGUAAUAACGAGCAUUCAUCUGUGAUGUUACUGUUUAAAAAUUUAUUAUAAACAUUCAAAGAAGCUAAUCUUCAGAGCAGCUUAGCAAGGUUUUAACAACUGGCAGGUGUGGCCUGAGGCCCAGCAAUCAGGAGUCCUCCGGAUUGAGGUGGACACAGACUUAGCAGCAUGGGUACUGUGCUGGGUUCUGGGUAUCGGGGAGUGAACAGGGCUCAGUUUUCCUCUUAAGGGGCCUGAUGUUCUCAUCAGAAGGGUGAGCGUGAACUCAGACGUCGUUGUACUUCCUGGGAAAAGCCAUUCCAGUUCUGUCCGUCAGGCCUUUGGCGAGACAGGGCACUCAGACCCCCCCAGGGCUGGUGCAGAACGGGCCACAGGUGUGCACUUCUCAGCCUCAGGCCUGAGGGAUGGGGCUGGGUGUGGAGAACGAGAGAGGGGGCUGCUUUUGAUUGGGGUGGGGGGUUUGGUCACCUACAGCGACCCCAGAGGAAGGGGACCCAGAGAACCCCCUCCUCAUUUCACUCUCGUCCCACCCGCAGUCCCCAUCGCUGAAUCCAGCUAGAACCAGAAGGCAAGGGGCCUAAGUGGUGGAUGUGGUUCAGCCAGUUGGCCCCUGGGGCACAGAGCAGGAUGGAGAGUGGAUCUCAAGGAGAGGUGGAAGAUUCCAGCCCUGGAUUAAGUCCUCUGGUUGCCAUAACACAUUACACAACUUGGUGGCUUAAAACGAGACAAAUUUAUUUUCUCACAAUCCGGGGGACCAGAAGUCCUAAAUCAGGGGUGUCCAUGCUCCCUCCGGAGACUCUAGGAGAGAAUCCGUUGCUUGCCUCUUCCAGCUUCUGGUGUUGCUGGCCUCCUUGGCUUGUGACCGUAUCACUCCAUUCCCUGCCUCUGUCUUCACAUGACUUUCUCCUCUAUGUGUUCUCCUCUGUGUGUCUUGUAUAAACCCACUUGCCAUUGGAUUUAGGACGACCCAGGUAAUCUAGGAUGACCUUUGUCUUCUUUAACUUAAUUACAUCUGCAAAGAGUCUUUCCCCAGAUAAGGUCACAUUCCCAGGUUCCAGGGAUUAGAAUGUGGACAUUUCUUUUGGGGAGCCACUGUUCAGCCCACUACAAGCAGCCGUCACUCUCGCAGGAGAGUUAAAACGCCAUUGUGAUACAGUGAUAGCUGUUGGUGUGACUUUGUUUAAUUUGUCUUCAGUCGAGGGGCACUCCGCGAGGGCAGGGUCCGGCCUGCCUCGUUCGCCCCUGUGUCCAUCGCCAGCCCUGCCCAGGGUCAGCGCGUAACAGUGCCUCAGAAAAUCAUUUUUUGGAUGAAUGAAUAAACUGAUGAACGGACAAGCACCGUGAACUACAAUACGGAGUAAAACCAGGGGUGUGCUCUGUGAGGCCACGAAAAAGAGCUCAGAUGUCACUGUGUGCUGAAGGAAAGCCAGUUCAGUUAUAUCAGUUGGGUCUCUGGCGCAACAGGGGGCGCUCAGCUUGGGGGAGUCGAGGGGCGUUUAGUAAAGGUGUUCUUUACAAGGAGAUGGUGGGUGUAGACCCCUCAGGGCUGGUGCAGUUCAGCUUCGAGCUGAACGCUUACAGGGAUGGAUGGAGCGGUGAAUUGUGCCUCAGAGAGCACCCGGCGAUCAGGGAGUGAGAGCGUGUGUAGCUUUCCGUGCGGCUCUCGGAGUCGAAAAAGGCCCAGAGCCACAGCCAGGGCAGGGCCUUGAGGAGGGGCGUAUAAGCAGGGGCUCGAGCAAAGUUGUUGGUGAGGAGUGUUUUAUCUACCAGACGGAAUGUUUACUUGUUAAAUAAAAUGGGAUCCUUUACUUUGUACAAAUACUAGGCCUCUUAGCAUCGCAGUAGGUGAGAGGGCAAACCCGUGUUUUUUUGGUUUGUUUUGUUUUUGGGCUGCAUCUCGUGGCAUGCGGGGAUCUAAUUCCCUGAGCUGGGAUCGAACCUGUGCCCCCUGCAAUGGAAGCGCAGAGUCUUAACCACUGGACUGCCAGGGACAUCCUCCAAACCUGUGUUUUUAUCUUAGUUCCCGUGUCCUUACUGGGUUUUGAGCAUUUAAAGAACUUCAGUACGAUCAAGAAUUUCCAUCUAUUUUGUUGAAAUUUGCUCACAUAAUCCAAUAAUGUCAUUUACUUUGUUAUGAUAAGGAUUAUAUUAUAGUGUAAAGGGGGAGUAAGGGACUACUCUGAGUAUUUUCCCAUAAAAGAUUUAGCUUGGAAACAUAGGCAGAUUUGCCCAUUGUAGUGUUUAUAGGAAGGCACAGUUAUAAUUAUAGUUGAAGGGGCAGACAGGCCAGCUUAAAUCAGAACUUCACAUUGUGGAAGCAUCUGGUUUGGAAAACAUCCACUGCAGACCCAAACCUUGACCCAGCUCUGGACAGUGGGGUGCAGGCAGGCCCCCGUCCUGGCCCCGAGUGCCUCUCAAUUGUAACCACUGCGUGUGUCAUGCAGAGGGGAGUUUAUGUCUGUUUUCCUCCUCACCAACUUUAUUUUCUUCCACACUCCCCCAACCCAAAUAAUGACCUGUGCAUUUGAGGUAGAAUGUACAUUCUGUGAAAAUGUCAUACAGUGAUGUAAGCCUCCCACUCUGCCUGGACCAGUAUAUGUAAAAGACCUUGGUUUUUUGUUUGUUGUAAACAAAGGCAGCUUAUCUCCCUAGAGCCUCUGCCCUUCUGGUUCUACUAAUACCUAACAGGUUUUUUUUUAAAUUAAAACAUAAUUACUUUCUAUAAAUUUAUACAUGCUUAUUAUAAAUGAUUCAAACACUAUACACAAGUAGAAAGAGGAAAGUAAAAAAAAAAGUCGCACCACUGAGAGGUUGCUGUUAGCUUUGGGUGACCAUCCAUUGAGACAGCCCUGCUCACGGAUGGACAGAUGGGCAGAAGUCACUGUAUAAAUGGAUCUUACUGUAAAUGGUGCUGUCACACGUCUCAGUUUUCUUUGAUUUUGAACAGAAAAGGAAACUGAAGUGAAACUGAGUACAUUUAUAAAAAUGUUUCAUUACCACAGUUUAUUUCCUGAAAAGAUUUCUCUGUGGUUAAGAAAAAGAAUCAUGAGAAACCAUCAAGAGGCUGGGACCCAGUUUUCAAUUUCAGGGCGUAUGGCUCCGCACGCGGCCUCCUCUCGCACGGGUCCUCGGAUCAGGAGGAUGGGGGCUGGAGAGUCAGACUGCACGUCAUCCAGGGUGGCUGCCACUUAGGCCUUGCUGAGUGUGGUGUGCAGGGUCCCCCCGAGUCCUUUGCAAACGACAGAACAAGUCUGGCUGCUUCCUCCCAGUUUUCCUCAACUGGGAUGAUGAAAAGGAAUGUUGGGGAGGAAGGUCUUUCUCUAAUGCAGCAUCAAAGGCGUGUUUGGGCACCGAUGCUUGUGCUGGAAGAGCUUUAUCAGAGGCUUUUCCCCACUUCAGCCUACGCCCUGGCCACCGCUCCCGCCACCACUGUCUCCACUGUCCACCUGGAGAGGGUGCGGGUGUGCCCUGGGUGGCCACUGAGAAUUUCCUGAUAGUCUUGUAAAAACAUCUGAGCACCCGGGGAUAGAAAGAGCACAGCCAGCGUGACGGUCGUCUGCAUUGGUUGGAAUUUUAUUUUGCCUCUGCAUUUGGCGCAUGACAUGUUGUAGGAGAAGUGAUUCUGACCUGACUUGGACCCCAGGAGAAUAAACUUUAUUCGUAGAUAUAUUUUAGGGUGGAACUGUGAGGCAAGGAUCACCUGGGGGCUUUGAAGACACUCUCUAGGCCUGGGUCCCCUCCUAGAGAACUGGGCUCAUCUGGGGCUGGUCUGGGCCUGGGGAACUUGUCAGUGCCCCCUUGCCUUCAGGUAGUUCAGCUGAUGCUGAGAACCCCCGUGGUAGGCUGGCACUUGGCGGUGCUAGGAUGGUGUACUUCCCUCACGCGAUGCCUUUCCAGUGGCCCCUCGGGACCCCUGUGCUUGUGGUCUGCCUGCGCUGAAGACUUGGGGAAACUCCUGAUCGGAUGGCCCUUAGAUCCAGGACGAGUGAGACCCUCCACCACAGUCCCUAAGGGUUCCUCUAUUACGGGAGCCCGUCUGUUGCAUAAAGGAUUUGGGGCAUUUGUUGCUUGGCAAGCACAGCUCAUGGUUUUUUUCUUUUUGACUCUGCGUUUUGUUACCCACCUAGCUUGCCAGAUCCAGCCUCAAGUGACUGGCUUCUUAGGGGCUGAGAGGGCCUCUCUGAUUGAUUCCGCAGAUCCUUGCUGAGUGGCUGCUGUGUGCUGGCUGUUUGGCACACCACAGAUGACGGGAUACCCAAAGGGGGGUAACAGUGAGCGGGCGCACAAACGUAGUGCUCACUGGUUGCCAUUGGUGGCAGGAAGGAAACAGGUGCUGUGACAGAGGGCGGCUGCUGGCUUAGCGAGGACGGCCAGGGAGGCCUCUGCAGACAGGGCGCUCAGCUGGGACCGGGCAGUGAGGCGGAGCCGGGGGCCUGCUCAGGGAGAGCUUGGCUGGUUCUCAGAACUGCCGGGCCGGGGCGAGUGAGGACCAGGUCACCCCAGGGCUCAGAGGUCAGGGCCUGACGAGUUCGGCUCCAUUUUCGCUGAUUCUCAGUUUAAGAAUAGGAGGGUGCCUGUUCCUCUCAGUUCUCUGGGCCUCACUCAGGGCCUGACAAAUCACAGUUGCUCGGUAAGUGUUUAUUGAACACAGAACUGAUUGAGUCAGAAUGAUGGCAUGCACGGGGCAGUGGGUCCUGACGGUGGCCUUGAAUACCUGCCCCUUCCCGUCCAUCAGAUGAGACCAGUCGGAGCAAAAGAUCUCAUCAAUAGUCUGUCUUAUUUAUUUAUAAUUAAAGUUUAAAUUUUGAGAUAAUUGUAGAUUCACAUGCAGCUGUAAGAAAUAACACAGAGAUCCCGUGGAGCCUUCACCCGGGUUCCCCCACUGACAACAUCUUGCAAAAUUCGAGUCCACUCCCAAGCCAGAAUUUUGACACAGAUAUGGUCAGAGCAGGGCACCGUGGCCACGAGGAGCCUUCCUGUCGCCUCGUACAGUCACUUCCCUACCCCCAACCACGAAUCCAUCUCCAUUUCUGUAGUUUUGUCCUUUCAAGAAUGUCGUAUACACAGAAUCUUGGAGGCUGUGACCCUCUGGGCGGGUUUGUUUCUUUCGCGUAGCCUGUCCCCUGGAUCUCCGUCCAAGUUGCACGUGUCUCAGUAGCCCAUUCUUUCUUAGGUCUGUGCUCUGCUCACGGUGUGGGUGUGGUACUGCAUUUAGCCGUUCACCUGCUGAAGGACACCUGGGUGGCUUCAAGCUUUUGAUCACACAGAAGGCCGUUCUGAACAUUCACGUGCAGGCUUUUGUGUGAACAUAAACUUUCAUUUCUCUGGAAUAAAUGCCCAGGUGUACAAUUUCUGGAUGGUAAGGUAGUUACCUGUUUUGUUUUAAAAGAAAUUGCUGCGCUGUUUUCCAGGGUGGCUGUGCACUGGUUGGCUUGCAUGUUCCCUUAAAUGGCUUCAUCGAAGGAAAGGCUCUUCUGCAGGACCUCUGGAUGCAAUGUACCUGGAGGCCGAGCUGCUGUGGGUAGGGCUUGGGGCGGUGCUGGGAGCCCCCCAGGACCCCUCCACAGUCUGCAGGACCAGGAGCCCAGUUAAACUAGGUCCUUCCAGCCCUCACAGUCCUUGCUGGCUGAAAGCAGCAGUGAGAGAGGGGAGAGUGUUUCCGCCGUGCUAGUUUGAUAGUAUUGAGCUAGAGGCUGCAUUUUCUGUUUGAACUUAAAUUUUGCUUUACCCUGAGCCUAAUCUUGAGGGCCCUGCCCUGUGGGCCGUGCGAGAGAUGCAGACUGUGUGUCUGCUGAGGAGAGGAGCCCCCCACUCGGUGGUCAGGGCCUCCUGCUAGAGACCUGCAUCUAAGGCUCUUUCUUUGUUCUCACACGUGUGUGUGUGUGCGCGCGUGUGCGUGCACGCGUGCUGGGAAUUGUGCGCUAGCGCCAAAGGGUAUGGCUGGAGGGGGAGGGGUUGAAGCGGAGGCAGCAAGGCCAGGAACCUACAGUCAGACGAGCAAGAGGAAGGAAGUAGCAGCGAAAAUAGCCUGGGUGGGGCGGGGUGUAGAAAAUAUCAAGGGGAGGGCAGGAUGGCUGGUGUGGGGCUGACGGAGACCUUUGGAGAGAAACGGGGGCAAAUAAGACUUCAAGUCCAGAAAGCGAGGUGGCUGCAGGCCGUGGAGGAGCCCCUCAGCAGCAAGUGGAAAGGGGGCUGAACUAGAAACGCAGAAUGUUCAGCUUAACAAAGAAAUGACGCUGGCCAGCAACCGGAGCCUGGCAGAAGGAAACCUUCUCUACCAGCCCCAGCUGGACUCUCUGAAAGCACGUUUGACCCAAAAAUACCAGGAACUCCAGGUGCUCUUUGAAGCCUAUCAGAUAAAAAAGACCAAAUUAGAUAAACAGUCCAGCAGCGCUUCCUUGGAGACCCUGUUAGCACUUCUGCAGGCGGAAGGGGCCAAGAUCGAGGAGGACACCGAGAACAUGGCAGAGAAGUUUCUCGAUGGAGAGCUUCCCCUGGACUCCUUCAUUGAUGUCUAUCAGAGCAAGCGGAAACUGGCCCACAUGCGAAGGGUUAAAAUCGAGAAGCUCCAGGAGAUGGUGCUGAAGGGGCAGAGACUUCCACAGGGCCUGCCACCGGCCCCGCUGCCCCCCAGGGUGCCCGAGCCAGCGCCCACUGCCCCCCUGCCCUACCCCUCCCCGGAGGCCAGCGGGCCCCCCUCCGCGGUGCCUCGGCGCAUCCCUCCCCCACCGCCCCUGGUGCCUGCGGGACGCUUAGCCACGCCGUUCGCCGCUGCCCUGAGCUCAGGACAGGGCCCCCCGCACCCAGUGGCGCAGUGCCCACCGCUGCCCCCGCGCGGGGGCCUCCCCGCACAGCAGGGCUUCUCCCUGCAGCAGUUUGUGUUGCCACCGUACCCGCCGGCGCUGCCCCAGAGACCCCCGCCCCGGCUGCCUCCGCACCAGCCAGGCUUCAUCCUCCAGUGAGCGGCCCUCGUCCUCCCCGUGAGACUCCCUCGCCGGCGCCUGCUGGCCGGGUCCGCGCACGCAGAUGGAGGCCGUGAGCACCGGCUGCUCUGCCAGGGGCUCUGGUGCUCGGGCCAGGGCGUCCAUCUGGUUGUAGAGCCGUAGGUCAGUGGUAAGCACACGUAGAACCCUGGUUGUGGACACCUAGGCGGUUGUGCGCUGGGCCUCAGCCGGGCAUCCCGUGGUCGCGCUGGUUUGUGUUCUCGGUAUGAUUCCUCAGUCUGGCGUUGAAUUUGUGAGUUUGGGGAAAGUCGUCGUCUCCCCCCCCCCCCCCCCCCGCCUCCGUUCCCACGUAGGAUCGUGGUCCUCCCGUUGCAGCUUUAUUUAAUAAGCAUGGUUCAUUAUUUCUGCUUUAUUUUCAAGACAGUUCUGUGGGUCCCAGCCCACUGCCCACCGCGGCCUCUGGUGGGGGCCGGUCGGGUGGGCCAGCCCGGAAGGUGCUUCCUGAACCCAUGUGGGGCGGGCAGUCCUCAGAGUCCCUCCCUCCCCCGAGCCUGGAUGCUUCAAAGCCACCCUCAGAGUUUGCACUCGGCCCCCUGCCACGUCCAGGGGCCGGGCGAGCUGCGGCGGGUGAGGAGGUGGCCGGGAGCUGAACUUGGCACAGCAGAUGACGGCCCCAGCUCCUCCUCUGCCUCCGCCUCGAGCCAGCCCGAGGCUCUCUAUGAAGAAGUACUCCUCCAAUAUUUUUACUAUGUGUGUGAUUUUCCUGUUUUAUAUUGGGAAAGAAAACUUUUUUGACACUCAUAAGACCAUUCAGGGAAACUUUAUGAAAAAUGCACAUACUGUUCUGAGCAGGUUGAGAGUGCAGAUGAAGUGAACGCAGUUUCCUUUCUUGCAAGCAGUGCACGGUCGCCCCCGCGGGGCCCGUGCUGUGCCUUAGCUUACCUGGUGCCAGGAGUGGCCGGACAGGCGCUGGGGCGGCGUCACCGGCCGCUGCUGCCCCGGCUCUGCGUUCCGGGAGGGGCUUGUCUGCGUUCCUUGUUGUGUUGCAGGUGGAAGAAAAGCCCACCCGCCUUGAACCAGAAUGCCCUUAGCCAAUAUUCUCUGCCUCUGGCUGGGCCUUGGGGCAGGGGUGUGACAGAGGGAUGCCAGCAGCAUCUCAGCUCAGUCUGGAGAAAGCCUGCCCCUCAGUGUUAGGGAGGUACCAACAAUCUCCGAUGCUCUGGCAACACCCCGGGCUGUGCCUGCCCCCUGGGUUCUCAUCCGCACGUGCCACGUGUGCCGGAUUCCCAGGGCCCCAGGCGGGGCUGGGGGUAGCGUUGCCGCCCACCUGUUGACCAAAAAAGGCCCGUGUGCUCAGUUGUGGAACUCCUGACUCUGGCCUGUGACUCCCCAACUGGCUGCUGCCCAGGUGACAGAAUCCAGGCAGAGCUCAAAUGGGGUCUGUCCCGGCAGGCCCUGGGCGAGGCCACCAACCUUUGUCCUCAGUUACUGUACAUUUCUACUCCUGGACUUGAACUCCUGCUGUAUUGUAACUGUUUUUAAAGAGAACAGCUGUAUAGGACGAUUUACUGCCCUGCCAAUCAGGUGGGCCUGUUAACGCCUGUGUCUCUCGAGAGUGGUGCCACCCAGCCCUUACCUCUGCCGCCUGCAAGGGGCGCAGCCAAACGUGUGCGCUCGGUGUUGAUGUGGGGGAGGGGCCGCCAGGCUGGCCUUGCCGUCUCCAGGGCCACAUCUGAACUGUGCUUGUAAAGCUGUUAAGACCCCUUUUAAUAAAUAGAGAAUUGUUAAUAA